Molecule: messenger RNA, 1542 nt
Organism: Stomoxys calcitrans (stable fly)
Lineage: Eukaryota; Metazoa; Arthropoda; Insecta; Diptera; Muscidae
Gene: Tsen54
Exons: 5
Coding region: 80-1297 (405 amino acids)
Biological process (GO): tRNA-type intron splice site recognition and cleavage
Cellular component (GO): tRNA-intron endonuclease complex
Source: RefSeq, a predicted model, not a curated record
ACUUAGACUCUUUAACUGUCAGCUGUUGAACCAAACACGAGCCCAUGUAAACAAAUAGAAAAUAACAAAGAAAGUAAAUAUGAAUUUAAAUGUUACAGACCAAUCAAUUAAAGUUCAUCCGAAAACUACGUACUUGAGUCCCAACGAGCUAACCCAACUACGAAAUAUUGAAACAGAUGCUGUUAGUGCCGGUCUCAAAAGAACUCUGCCACAAAAUACCGAAGAGGAGAAAAGUGAAUUGGAAAAUCUGUAUGAUCAACUACAAAAACAAUUGUCCAAGCCCCGCAUAGAGCGUUUAGCAGGCAGAGCUGUUGGUCAAUGGGAUCCCUCGUUCAAAGCAGUUCGCGUGGUACGCAAGGAUGGUAAAUUUGGAACAUUUGGCUACAGUGCAAACGGAGAACAUUAUUUGGAAUACUAUGAGGCAAUGUUUUUGUUGGAAGUGAACCGCCUACAACUUGAGUACAACAGUCGAAUUCUCUCAAUUGAACAAUCAUAUCUGCUGCUAAUGGGCGAAGAGAAAUCCGGGAAAUUUCAGGAAUAUCUUGUAUAUUCUCAUUUCACACGUGUUGGCUACAUUCUGGUGAAACAUCAAAACAUCAACUUUCCCAAAUACCAAGUGGAAACGCCCGAAGAUUGUGUGUGGGCCAUAUUCGAAGCUGAGUUGCAGCAUGAAAGUGUACCAGACUAUGUGAAAAAAUCUUUGUAUUAUUCAAAAAUCAAACAACAAUUUGAUCAAAUACGUAAUGACAUAAAACAGCAACAUAAUAAACAAGACCAUCCAACAGCAGAUAGCAAUGGGGGGCAGGAUGUGCUAAUGGAUUUUGCCAAUAAAAAGGCCAUAAAUUUGAAGCGAAAAGCCCAAGAUGAUCAAAGGGAAUACUACGAUAAUUGGAACCGAGCUAAGAGAGGACGCUAUAGCAACACAAAGAUAUUCAAAGGAAGUUUGGUCGAUUUUCUUAAGGAUGAAGUGGAGUACAAGCGUUUCAAGGAGCAAUUUGAAAAAUUUGAUAUUGUGCCUUUAACGUCCUACGCAGAUGAGGAAGAUGCUGAAGAAGAACUUGCAGAAGAGCAUGGUUUAAAUAUCAGUUUCGAUGUCUAUUUGCACAAUGAAGGCUUUCGCAAAAGUUCUCCCCAUCUGCCAAAUUUUCGAAUCGUCAUAUUGCAGGCCGAGCAAAAGUUUCCCAAUCACAGAGAAAUGUAUUGUACAUAUCGUAAGCAAUUGAAUGCAGUGCCAUUGCUGCUGGUCACAGUCAAUGAGUCUAAACAAAUUCAGGCAUUUUUAUACUACUUUAGCUGAGGCCCGCCUAACAAAAGCUGGGCAAACUGGUAUAUCAUAGCAUCAACACUUUCCCCACUCAACACUGAUGAUACAAUGGCAGCCACGACUUUUACUCUACCUCCGGAUUGUUUAUUUCCUUUCCAUGGUUUAUUAUUAGAAUAAUAUUUUAUCACUUCAUUUAUUUUUGUUCAUAAUUUUUGACAUAUAGCAAUUAGUAUUUGUGUGUUCUCAACUAGCUAUAAAAGUGUUUGUGCUUUCACCUA